Acanthosepion pharaonis is the source of this 1026-nucleotide messenger RNA. Lineage: Eukaryota; Metazoa; Mollusca; Cephalopoda; Sepiida; Sepiidae. The record is from the annotation of a GenBank genome assembly.
AUGUUUUUUUUUAUUAUAAGCGUUUCUCUGCAACGAAUGAUUGGAAAACUUCUUUCUUUUAUUUUCUUUCUUCCCUUCUUUCCGUCUUUCUUUCUUUCUUUCUUUCUUUCUUUCUUGCUUUCUUUCUUUCUUUCUAUACAACUAUUCCAGCUUCUUUCUUUCCUUUUUCUUUCUUUCAGUCUUUCUUUCUAUACAACUAUUCUAGUUUCUUUCUUUACAUUUUCUGUUUUUUUUCUUUCUUUCUUUCUUUCUUUCUUUCUUUCUUUCUUUCUUUCUCCUGUCUUUAUUUUUCUUUCUUUCUUUCUUUUUUCUUCUUUCUUUAUAUACAACUAUUCUAGCUUCUUUUUUUUAUUUUCUUUCUUUCCGUCUUUCAUUCUUUCCUUCCUUCUUUCUUUCUUUGUUUCCUUCCGCCUCCCUGUCUUUCUUUCUCUUUUUAAUUUUCUUUCUUUCUUUCUUUCUUUCUUUCCUUCUUUCUUUCUCCCUUCGUUCUUUCUUUUCUUUUCUUUCUUUCCUUCUUUCUUUCCUUCUUCCUUUCCUUCUUUCUUUCCUUCCUUCGUUCUUUCUUUCUUUCUUUCUUUCUUUCUUUCUUUCUUUCUCCCUUCGUUCUUUCUUUUCUUUUCUUUCUUUCUUCCCUUCUUUCUUUCCUUCUUUCCUUCUUUCUUUCUUUCCUUUCUUCUUUCUUUCUUUCUUUCUUUCCUUCCUUCGUUCUUUCUUUUCUUUCUUUCUUUUUUUCUUUCUUUCUUUCCUUCGUUCUUUCUUUUCUUUCUUUCUUCCUCCCUUCCUUCGUUCUUUCUUUUUUUCUAUACUACUAAUCUAGCUUCUUUUUUACUAUUUUCUUUCUUUCUUUUCCUUUUCUGGGACACGACACAUAAAGACGAAGGAGAAGUCUUUCUUCCCUCUCUCUCUCUCUCUCUCUCUCUCUCUCUCUCUCUCUCUCUCUCCCGUAUCGUCCAUUGCUUGUUGUCUACGCUCGAAUCAUUCGAUGCAUUUUCUCUGACUUCUUCCUCGUUAAAUAUUUUCCUUUGA